This is a messenger RNA of Rodentolepis nana, 1563 nucleotides long. NCBI's taxonomy places the organism in Eukaryota, Metazoa, Platyhelminthes, Cestoda, Cyclophyllidea, Hymenolepididae. The record is from the annotation of a GenBank genome assembly.
AUGGAAUACGAAGCGGAAAGGCGUCUGCGACAAAAGGAACUGCUCCAACUCACCGAUAAGCUCAACUCACUAUUACCAGCGUUUGACGCCUUAGUCUCGAAGAAGGAAGAAUUUUUAAGGGAUUUCGAAGAGGAGAAAGAAAGGCUUCAAGUUCAAUUAUCCCAAAGUGAGAGCAAAUGUAAACACGCCGAAAUUAAGGCAAACGACCUACUGGAAACUAUUAAGGAGCAUGAAAAGGUGGCUCAUGAUAAUGAACAACGAAUUGAAGCGUUACGACAAUCUGAAAGUGAAAAAUUAGAUGCGAUUGGGAGUUUAAGGAGUGAGUUAAAUAAGCGCGAAGCAUCCAAUAGGGACCUGGAAGAGGCCCAUAAAAUAUUGAAUUCAUCUUUGGUCCAAGCAGAGAAGCUACACCAGGAGACAGAAAAAAACCUGACUCUUCUUAAAAAUUGUGCAGAAACACAGAAGAAAGAAAUAUCAGAUUUAAAGGGUGUAACGACCAAACUACAGGAUGAAAAUGAGGAGCUAAAAACAAAGUUACGCAAUGCAGAAUUCGAACAGAGUCGUCUGGUUGCUAGAAAUCAGGAUAUGGGACGAUACAUUGAACUCUUUCUCUGGGCACUGGGAGGAGUGAUUAAUUAUGCAUUAAUUUCGUUUGGCGGUCUCGAUAUUCCCUACCUCUUUCUCUUUUCUUCUUGCUUUAUGCGACUCUCUGUGAUGUUUCAGUUGAAGAAUGAUCAAAUAAUACAGUUGGAGGAACGAUUGCAAGAGUCGGGGCAACAAGUACGAGUUCUUGAGAAUGCUGCCUCGCGAGCUGGAGACGAAAUGCGCACCAGUUCUGCCUCACUGGCCCAACGUGAUGCUGAGUUGGCUGAGCUGCGUGAGGCUCUUGGUGCUUCCCAAGCCGCACACACUGCAGCGACAAAACGCUGCGAGGAGAUUCGUGCUGAAUUGCUGGGUGCUGUUGAACAACAGCAACAGGAGUCCGAUCGCACUCUGCGCCAGAAGGAAAAACAAAUCGAAGCCCUGCAAGAGAGUCUCAACUCCUUGCAAAAGGAAUCCGACAAGAGUUCAAUGCGAAAUGAGAAGAAAAUGACGGACAAUUUGGCCUAUGUGGAGAAACUGAAAAACCAAUUGAAAGAAAGUACCCAAGAAAAGGUGAGGUAUAUUAAUUUGAGUAAUGAUCAACUUGUACCACAGAGAGAGAUUGCCAAACAGUUGACAGCAAGCAAGCAUAAAAGCUCCAAACUGGAAAAGGAGAUAAGCGAAAAGAAAAGUCAAAUAUCGACCAUGGAAGAACAAAUCGGAAGCCUGAAUGAGCAAAUACAUAAAUUGAAUGCUGAUCAGGACAAAUUGACAGAACUAAUGAGCACUAAAGAUUUGGAAAUAGGGAGACUGCGACGAAUUGAAGCAGAAUUCGCUGAUUUUAAACGUACAGUAACAGAAAACACACCACCUUGCUCCACACAGAUUUCAAGGGCUCCAGAAAUGGAAGCGCAAAUGACUCCUCAAUCACCAUUCAGAUUGGAGAAAUUCAAUCAAAUGGUUCGUAACUUUGCAUUUUAG